Messenger RNA from Ixodes scapularis (black-legged tick), 1900 nucleotides. Its product is annotated as sushi, von Willebrand factor type A, EGF and pentraxin domain-containing protein 1. The transcript has 7 exons. The record is from RefSeq and is a predicted model, not a curated record. NCBI's taxonomy places the organism in Eukaryota, Metazoa, Arthropoda, Arachnida, Ixodida, Ixodidae. The coding region runs from base 339 to 1718 and encodes 459 amino acids.
AGAGUAGUCUGGGCGCGGAGACGGAACUGAAACCAUGCAAACACGAGCCGAAACUCGGAUUGCAGACUCGCCGUUCGCUUGAUAAUGGGUGUCGGAUGGCAAUGUCCGCGCUCAGGCGCUCUGCCUAAACGUACAACGCCGGGCUCUCAGUGCGUUCCGGAAGCGCCGUCAUAUUACGGCUAUCCUGAGAAAACCUUUGCUUUGGUAGUGACUAAUUAACUUACGCCGGCUUAUCUUCAAAGUUUUUGGGGGGCAAAUGGUAUAGUUUAUGUGAUAGAGGCUUGCUCAAAUCUUAAUGUUAGUCUGGCGUUUGGUGACUGCGUCACGGCAACGUCAAGAUGGAUUCGGUGUGCGGCUUGAAGAAAGUGGUCCAGAUCGUCGCUUGCCUCCAACUACUUUUUGCAGGUGGUACCGAGGGGACGACUGCCACGGAGGCGAUUCGAGUCCCGGUGGUACCGGGGACAACGCCCUGCCCUUACAACGAGGAGGAGAUCUUGACGUUGGACGUACGUCCUCGCUCAGCCGAAAACAGGUUCAGCCUAUUUGACAGCUUCUCAGGUUGUCGGCUUCCGCCCGCCCCGCGCAAUGGUUUUGCGGUUGUGAGGAGAAAUACAAAUCGACUCGAGUUUUACUGCAACCGCGGCUUCAACAUCACGUCGACGGAACCCAUGAGGUGCUUAAAUGUGGCGUGGACCUGGAAGCCGCCCAGAUGUCUCAACGGCACAGAAUUGGAAGACUCUCCUCAAGAUGGCAUUCCACUGUGGAGGCUAGCGCGUGGUAGCCCCUGUGGAAACAACUAUGGCGAUUGCGCACAACUCUGCAUCUAUGGUUCUCAACACUAUUGUUGCGGAUGCCAGAGCGGUUAUCUUGCUAACGGAACAGAAUGUAUCGCGGUGACUUGCCCCCCACUGACACCGCCAGAGCACGGAUACAUUGUCGGUGAGUGCGUGACGACGUACCGGGGCAAGUGCGUGUUCGAGUGCGAUGAAGGAUUCGAACUUACGGCCCAAGGAAGCGAAAUCCGAACCUGCCAAGUAAAUGGAACCUGGUCCGGGGUCACAUCCCAAUGUGUCGUCAAACGGUGUGGUGAGCCCCCCACUCCUGUUAAUGGGUACGUGAGGGAUUGCCAGGAAGAUCGUGCCGUCGGGACCUCCUGCACCAUCUGCUGCAUCGAGGGAUAUCGACUGGUCGGAGAAAGUACCACCGUCUGCACGAGCUCAAAGACGUGGACGGUAGCAGAGCCCAUAUGCAAUCUUGUGCAGUGUCCUUCGCCAGCGUCCCUAACCCGCACUGCAAGAUUACUUGAAGAUGGACUUAACCGGACCUACGUCUACAAGGACACGUUCUGGCCAAGGUGUCCGAGCGGCUUUCGGUUGCGAGGACCCCAGCUUAUACUGUGCGGAGCAAACGGACACUGGGAGGCCGUCUUUGGACAGUCUACUCUGUUCAACUGCGUGGACAAUGAAGAGCCCGUGAUUCGGUGCCCUGCCAACAUAACCCAGUCCGUUCGUGCUGGGAGGAGGGGUGCCAUUGUCAUGUGGAAACAGCCAGAGGCAAGAGACAACAGCGGAGUGCUACCCGAAAUCCAGCAGGACCCCGAGAACAUCGUGUCCCCAUGGAGGUUCCCGAUCGGCCAGACGGCGAUUCGCUUCAGGGCUACCGACGCUGCUCGGUUGUCGACCGAGUGCACGUUCACCGUGACUGUAGUGCGGGAGUAGAGAGUUGUAGGGAACCGUCUUUGCACAUUCGAUAGGGUACGAUGGGCCUUCCGGCACAAAAUGCGCAGCUUGUGCGGGAGGGCGCAUCGGACCAUAUCGGCUGUGCAAAAACGGCUCCCUAAAAAACCCUAGUAUGUUGUACGAGGAACGCAGAUUACACAUUAAAAUUACGGUGUCUGGAA